Molecule: messenger RNA, 1899 nt
Organism: Paraphaeosphaeria sporulosa
Lineage: Eukaryota; Fungi; Ascomycota; Dothideomycetes; Pleosporales; Didymosphaeriaceae
Product: alpha/beta-hydrolase
Exons: 6
Coding region: 270-1715 (481 amino acids)
Molecular function (GO): catalytic activity
Source: RefSeq, a predicted model, not a curated record
GGGAGCAAUCAUCUGCCCCGUGCUAGUGUCACAAGCAUACCGUACGCGUGUGCGCAGCGCUGUCCUACUUCCUACCUCACUUCACUCGGGUUGGUCUGGGGUCUCGUUGUUUGAUUGACUCUGAAUUGCGACUGAUAUCUGCCCCGCCAGAAAAAUCUUCCACACGGAAGACUGCGUACUUGCUCGUCUCUUCCCACAUUGACCACGCCCGCGAGUAAGGCUGUUGCACAUCUCGACGUCUCCGGGCUUGUUGCCGCCAGCACACGAUUAUGCUCGCACAGCUCGUGUGGGAGAGCUUCGCGUUUGUGUAUGCGGCUGCGAAUCUGCUCGGUGUGAUUGUGCUAGCGGGCCUGCGCGAUGGGGCCUUCUUCAAGCGGCCUAGCAAGGAAGCUGUGAAGGAGGUGCAGAUUGCGCAGAAACAAUACUGGAGCGUUGGGCUCAAUCCUCUGCCCGGGUUCUCGCAUCGGUUUUUCACGCUAAGGAAUGGAGUCAAGCUGCACUAUGUCGUCAAGACGGAUUCGCUGUUGCGGAAAGACAGCCUUCGGUCUUCGCAGGAUGAUGCUGUCAAGCCGCAGAACGUUGCUGUGUUCAUUCACGGCUUUCCUGAUUCCUUCCUUCUGUGGAAAAAAAUACUCGGAGCUUCGUCACUCGACUCCCAUAUUCUCAUCGCGGUUGAUCUACCCGGCUACGGGGGGAGUGAGGGCAUCAACACGUACAGUGCCAACGACGUCUUAGAAACCAUGGCAGAGUUCAUUCUGGGCAUGCGAGAGAAGUACCUGAAGGAGGAGGCGAAGAUAUUGCUUGUCACACACGACUGGGGAGCUGUCAUCGGGGCGAGGCUUGCGGCGGAGGCAUCACAGCUUGCCGAUCGUUGGGUGAUCGCCAGUGUUUUGAUCCCAGAGCAUGCAUACUCUAACACCACGGCUAAGGUUGCAUCCGCAAAGCAAAUGCUUCACACCUACAUGCGUCAGCCCACUCGCAUCUCUCUUCUCAAGAAUGCGUACAACACGAUGAAGCCAGUCCUGAGCCAGUUCAGGCGCUCUUUCUACGUCUUCAUCUUCAAUCUACCCUAUCCCCUCGCACCCAUCUUCCCCACCUUCGGCAACUAUUGGUUCCUCCGCCUCCUCCACAAAGCUGGCCACGGACGCCUCGCCCCCAGCAAAUACCGCAAGCUCACCUCCAAGGAGGCAGGCGACGCUAUGGCCUCCUCCGCAGGACCCGCCCUUGCCCAGCUUGACGAGCCCAACGGCUACGCGGCAUCCCUCAAGAAUCGCCUCCCCAACAAUGGCAUGCUAGAAAAGUUCCGCAUCUACCGCGAGGGCCUCUUCCGCGGCCCCUGGGAGAAAUCCAUCGAGACUGUUGUUGCGCUCUCGGAGAUCCAGUCCUCGAGCAAGCGCGGCUCAGGUGGCUCAGGCGCAGGCUUGUUUGAUGAUGGUCCGCCAGGUGCGCUCAAGGCGCCUGCGACCAUCGUGUACGGCGCUGACGACCCGGCGUUUGAGAGCCAGCUGGCGCUUGGUGGGGUGGGUGAUUACCUCGCCAAGGAUAGCCAGGUUGUAGUGUUGGAGGAUUCGGGACAUUGGCUGCCGCUCGAGGAGCUAGGGAGCAGUGCAAUCGAAGAGGUGGUCGCGUGGGCAAUGGAGGGCGAGGAGGGCGCGCUGAAGGAGAGGUUUGGGGGUAAGUGGAAAGAGAGGGUGAGGUUUCAUGUGCAGGUAUAGAGGAUGGAAAGAAAGGGAUCGGCGGGGCGAGACAGAGCAUUAGAAUAGGAAGGCUUGUAUGCGCUUGAUAACGGAACACUUGGGCGAUGGUGAUGGUUGUAUGAUACCACGUCAUGAAUGUGAGUGACGUCCUAUCACAGAAAGUAUUCAUGUGUUGCGAGGAAAUGAAAAGAGCAGGUGGUUU